Messenger RNA from Camelina sativa (false flax), 1586 nucleotides. NCBI's taxonomy places the organism in Eukaryota, Viridiplantae, Streptophyta, Magnoliopsida, Brassicales, Brassicaceae. The record is from RefSeq and is a predicted model, not a curated record.
CAACCAACUCGGAAAUUUUUCUUUUUUUAGAGAGAAACCUUUUUUCUUCGUCUUCCUUAUUUCUUUCACUUUUGAAGAAGUGAAUCUGGACGAAUAAGGCCGUCAUAUAUUGGAACUUGAACCAUCAAAUUCAUCAAAAGAUUUUAAAAAAAUCUUAUUUCUUUUGAUUUCUACUUGUAUUUAAGCCUUCUUGAUUCACCACCUUAAACCGGAUUAUUUCAACUCUUUUUUUUUUCUUCUGUCAUUAAGACAUGAAGUUCUUCGGGUGGAUGCAAAACAAGCUACAUGGGAAACAAGGGAAUACUCAUAGACCAAGCAUAUCCUCUACUUCUUCUCAUCAACCGAGAGAGGAGUUUAGCGAUUGGCCUCACGGGUUACUAGCGAUCGGAACAUUCGGUAACAAAGAGACGACACCACAAAAACUUGAUCAAGAAGUGAUUCAAGAAGAGACGGUGUCUAACGUGAACGUGGAAGAUCAAGCGCAAGAUAGAGAUCAAGAUCUUUCUUCCUCCGAUGAUCUAGAAGAAGAUUUCACUCCUGAGGAAGUUGGGAAACUACAGAAGGAGCUGACGAAGCUCUUGACGAGGAGGAGCAAGAAGAGGAAGUCUGAUGUGAAUAGAGAGUUGGCAAAUCUUCCUUUGGAUAGAUUCUUGAAUUGUCCUUCGAGUCUUGAGGUCGAUAGAAGAAUCAGCAACGCCCUUUGUUCUGAUGAGAAUGAAGAAGACAUUGAGCAAGACAUUGAGCGUACGAUCAGUGUUAUCUUAGGAAGAUGCAAAGCGAUUUCGACAGAGAGCAAAAACAAGACGAAGAAGAGUAAGAAAGAUUUGAGCAAAACCUCUGUUUCUCAUCUCCUCAAGAAGAUGUUUGUAUGUACAGACGGUUUCUCCCCCGUCCCUAACCCUAGCUUGAGAGACACGUUUCAAGAAACGAGAAUGGAGAAGUUGCUGAGAAUGAUGCUACACAAGAAGAUUAACACUCAAACUUCCUCGAAGCAAACAUCAACGAAGAGAAACUUGCAAGACAAGCAACGACUUUCUUUGAAGAAUGAAGAAGAAGAAGGAAGAAGUAGUAACGAUGGUAGUAAAUGGGUCAAAACAGAUUCUGAUUUCAUUGUUCUUGAGAUCUGAAUAAUUUGAUCCACUUUUGCCUUUUUCAUGUUCUUACAAGAAAGUACAGAUAAUCUUCAAUGAGAUCAAGACAAGAAAUGAUCAAUCAAUCAGUUUCAUUUUCUUUCUGAUGAAAGUUUUUGGGUAAUCCGCAAGAGCCCAUGAAUCCCUUUUUUUUGCAUGGUUGGGUCAGUAAAACCAAACAUGUUUUGGGAACUUAAACAUCAGACAGUACAUGAGAUAUUUGUAUGCAUGCAUACAUGUGUGUAUAUGUGAAGAUAGUUAUUUAAUGUAUACAUACAUGUAUGUAGUUGUGUAUUUUGAGGUGGAUAACCUUGGUUUAUAACUUUAUAUACAGACUUCGUCUUUUAACACUUUUUUUUUUCUUCAGUCAUUUUUACAUGUUUUUUCUUCUUUUUAAUUUACUUUGUAACACACAAAACUAUUCAGAUUAAUAAUACUUUUGUCUUAGCCUUGUAA